Dryobates pubescens (Downy woodpecker) is the source of this 1224-nucleotide messenger RNA. It is a transcript of the gene ATG10, whose product is annotated as autophagy related 10. Gene Ontology annotation, molecular function: Atg12 transferase activity. Gene Ontology annotation, biological process: macroautophagy; protein lipidation; protein modification by small protein conjugation. The transcript is spliced from 6 exons. The record is from RefSeq and is a predicted model, not a curated record. Lineage: Eukaryota; Metazoa; Chordata; Aves; Piciformes; Picidae. Bases 1 to 693 code for a protein of 230 amino acids. Gene Ontology annotation, cellular component: intracellular anatomical structure.
AUGGCUACAUUCUUUGUGGUACCUGAGCCAUCAUCUCUAGAAGUUGUGAACACGCCUUUGCUGAAACAGAUUCAUUCUCAUAAGGAGUCUUUGGAAGAUUCUCAAGUACCUGGAGUUUGUGCAACAGAAGAAGUGAUUCGCUAUGAGUACCAUGUCCUGUACUCCAGCAGCUACCAAGUACCUGUGCUUUAUUUUAGGGCAUGCUGUUUAGAUGGAAGACCUUUAACUCUGGAUGAAAUAUGGAAAAGUGUUCAUGCAUGCUACCAGGCUCGUCUGCUGGAGAGGCCCUGGGACACUAUUACACAGCAGGAGCACCCCUUGCUUGGACAGCCAUUUUUCGUUCUGCACCCCUGCCAGACUAAUGAAUUCAUGUCUUCUAUACUGACCAGUUCACAGAAAGACAACAGACACACAAAUUACAUUGUAUUGUGGCUCAGUACGGUAGGCCCAGUUGUGGGUCUGAAUCUGCCCCUGAGUUAUGCAAAACUAGCUCUUGAGCAGAAUACAAAUGCUGAUUCAGAUGACAGAUUCCAUGACAGUCUUAAAAACCCCUGCACCACAAGGAAGCUUUCACUCCACCACUUGAGAGAUUGUUGUAACUGCCACUUUCUGAAGAUUAAUUUCAAUGUAAGGCCAGAGAGGAGUUUACUGCUAUGUUUGAAAAGAGAAUGGGUUUAUGGAGCCUUGCCUUGAACACCACCUUUUCCCCCAGGCCUCUUAGAAAACAGGCUGUUACCUGUAGUAGUAUUUUUCAGUAAUGUUGUUGGUACUGCACACUGGAAGGGGGAGCCCCAUCUAAGAGGAUCAGGCUGCAUGCUUCCCUGUGCUCUGCAGGGUUCAGCAGCCAUACACUGUUAGCCCCAUCAACGCAGGCCAGAUAGAGGCAAGUACUAUUCAGGUGCUUCCUUUCCCCACCUUUGUUGCUGCCCAGGAUUAGGCUAUACAUAGAAAAGAAUCCCAGUAAGCAGAUUUUCACAGCAGUCCCUGGUGUUGGUCUGUAUCUUCUGGAAUAAAUCACCUUAAAAGAGGGCAGUCUUAAUGACUCUCUUGCUUCUGCUGAGCAAGCACUGCAGUUUAUAGCACUCCACUUUCAGGAGCAGGUAGAGCCCACAGCAGAACUCAGGCUGAGGAUAGUUUCAGAGAUCUGGCAAACUGUGGAAAAGAACUGAUCCUUUUCCCUUUUGCACUUGAACUAAUGAAAAUCCUGAACUGAAAUGUGGUGUA